CAGAACAGACCCAAGGUCUUCCAAUUGCAGUAGCUACACUAGCCAAUUCGACAGACAGUCAUGCAGCAUCCACAUCCCAGUGACCAGCCCACCUACAUGCCGGAGGUUCCAUUCCAGCCGCUUUGGGGUCAGGAGGCUCCUCCGCCGCCCAUAGUUCCCUACCAGGAGCUCAUUGCUGGGUUUCCCUGCACCGAUUUGUCUCUGUGGCAACGAUCGCAGGUUACACCUUUGGUACCCCAACUUUCAUCCUCAAAUGGCAGAGCCAAUGGAUCCUCCAGCUCCUCGAAGAAGACCCGUCGUCGGGUGGCCAGCAUGGCCCAAAGAAGAGCUGCCAAUAUCCGCGAACGCCGACGGAUGUUCAACCUGAACGAGGCCUUUGACAAGUUGCGCCGCAAGGUGCCCACUUUCGCCUACGAAAAACGACUUUCCCGCAUCGAAACCCUUCGUCUGGCCAUCACCUACAUCGGAUUCAUGGCGGAGCUGCUCAGUGGCACGCCCUCCAAUUCCCACAAGUCCCGGUCGGAAGUCUAUGGCAGCAUGAAUGGACACCAUCAGGCGCCACCUCCACCGAUUCAUCCGCACCAUUUGCAUCCCGCGGCGGCCUAUCAACGCGACUUUGCCUCGCCCUAUAAUCACAGUUUAACGUAG
Molecule: messenger RNA, 648 nt
Organism: Drosophila takahashii
Lineage: Eukaryota; Metazoa; Arthropoda; Insecta; Diptera; Drosophilidae
Gene: Fer3
Product: 48 related 3
Biological process (GO): regulation of transcription by RNA polymerase II; developmental process
Molecular function (GO): protein dimerization activity; RNA polymerase II transcription regulatory region sequence-specific DNA binding; DNA-binding transcription factor activity, RNA polymerase II-specific
Source: RefSeq, a predicted model, not a curated record